Caenorhabditis angaria is the source of this 2400-nucleotide messenger RNA. Lineage: Eukaryota; Metazoa; Nematoda; Chromadorea; Rhabditida; Rhabditidae. The record is from the annotation of a GenBank genome assembly.
AUGGAUAUUGAUAGUCUCGAUUUACCACAAGAUAAACUCGAAAAACUUCGACAAUAUGCGGUUUGUUAUUUGAAUUUCGAUGUUUCAAUUCGAAAAUGAUGAUAUUUCAGGAAGUUGUUAACAUAGAUGAUAUGGAAAUGGCUGUUUGUACACUUGAAUCACUAGAUUGGAAUGUUGAACGAGCCAUUGAAUCAUUUUUGAUGCCAGACGAUGAACCUGAAAUAAUUGCUGAAGUUCCUGCAGCAUCAUCAAGAAAUCCAGAACCACCAAUUAGAAGUUUCACGUGAGUUGCUCUCCAAGAUUGUAUAAAUCAUGAAUUUAACUGUUUUAAGAGGAAUCGAGCGUGGUCGUCGUCGUAUUCCAGAAGAAGAUGUGGGUAAUCAGGUGAAAAGGCUCAGGGUUUGUAGUUUUAUCGUAUACAUAAAUUAAAUGCCAUUGAGUUUUUCAUAACUUUCAAGUUUGCUAUAAAUAAACAAUAAUUUUCUUUUAGAUUGAUGACGAUAUUGUUCCAAUUGACAAUAAUUCAACAACUCACCGCAGUUCUCGUUAUAAUACAAGAAGUGUCCCAUAUGAACCAGUUAUUCCAUCAGCUUCAUCGUCUUCAAGAGGUUUUGUUGCUCCAAUGGUUGCAGCGGCAACAAAUGCAGCAAAUCGAGCAGCAGUGUCUCGUGGACCUGCAUAUAACUACGUAGCUGCAGCAGGAAGUGAUGACGAUGAUGAUAUGAUUGUUGGAUAUGAAGAUGAGGAUGAAGAUUAUCGAGAUGUUCAAGUUGAUCUACGAGUAUGUUAAAAAAAAACUAAUAAUAUUGAAUGUGAAGAAAAAACAACUUAUUUUAUUUUGAAUUCAAGUUCUAUGGGUGUUUCGAUCCCCUUCAAAAUUGAAGAAAAUUAUUUAUUUUUUGUUUCGCUCACGUGAACUACGUGUUAUUUUGUUUAAAUUCAUUUCUAGUCAUUUCGAGUUGAUAAUGUUGUCAAUGAUUCGAGCAUUUCUUGAUAGCCUUUUCCCGUGGAAUAAUCCACCAGCAAUAGAACUACCAGCUCCGGUAAAAUUCAUAUAAACAUCUAAAUUGUUUAAUUAUUAUAUUUCUUCAGGCUUCUCGUCGAAAUGGAUCUGUUCCUCUGAUUCCGGAAGAUUUUGAUAAUGUUAACGAUGCUCUUCGCAAUUUUAUCGAUGUUUUCCAAACUCGAUUCUGUAACACAGUAACCACAUCAGCAUUUAUGCCACAUUUCUCAACUGAAACAUUGGCCAGUGCUACAAAAGAAGCUUUUGAUAAACCAAUUUGGUAAGUUUAAAUUGUUAAUUUUUAAAAAUAAAAUCAAUAUUUUUCUUAAAUUUCAGCUUGGAACGUCGUCCAUUAGCACUUUAUAUUCAUCAUGAAAAAAGCAUUGCUUCAAAUAUUUUUGCAUCACAAGUACUUUGUACUGAAGCUGUUUCUAACUUAUUGCGUCAUCAAUACGUUUUUUGGCCAUGGGAUAUCACAGCUGAUUCAAAUUUGUUGAAAUUACUUGGAUGGUUGCAAGAACUUAAUAUGGGAGAUGUUAGAAAUUUGAUUCAAAGAAUCGCUCUCAAAACUGAAGCUUUUCCAAUGAUUUUGAUUGUUGUUCGACAAAAAUCAUCAUUCAAAUUGGUCGAAACUUGUAGAGGAGUUGAAACUGUUGAUCAAGUUAUUGGAAAACUUAUGUCAGGAGUUGAAGAAUAUGAAGGAAUUCGAUCGACUGAAGUUAAUGAGAAAAAAGAAAGAGAGGAAAGAGAAGCAUUGAGAAAUCAACAAGAAGCUGAGUAUGUGAAACAUGAAUAAAAUAAUUUGAAAUAAUUGAUUUAUUUUCAGAUAUCAAGCAUCUUUAGCUGCUGAUCGUUCUCGAAUGGAAGCGAAACAACGUGAAAUUGAAGAACAAAAAGCAGAAGAAGAAAGACGAUUGAAAGCUGAAGAAGAUGAAGCAAUGAGAAGACAAACACUUGCAUCAAUGCUUCCAGAUGAACCAUCUCAAAAUGAAACUAACAUUAUUCAUGUCAAAUUCCGACUUCCUGAAGGAGCACAAGAAAUGCGAAGAUUCAGAAAUUCGGAAAAAAUUCAAGUCUUGGUCAACUUUUUGUCAUCCAAAGGAUUCAAUCCUGACCAUUUUAAAUACUUCAAUUCUGAUUUCCCGAAAAAAGAGGUAAAUAUAAAAAUCAAAAGAAAUUGGGCAGCUAAUUUGAGAGCCCAAUGAAACUUUCAUUUUGAAUUUUUCCAAAAACUUUCUAAAAUCACAAACUAGCUGCUCAACUGCUUUCAACUUCAAAAUAAAUACCACAAUUCUCAACAAAACUUUUUUUAGAUCACUUCUCAUUUCGAUUUGGAAAAAUCAUUUGAAAGUACAAAAUGGCCGGUUCGCGAACAAGUCUUUGUAGAAGAAAUUUAA